UUGGUGAGCUAAGCCUAAUUCCCAUGUUCUGCUUCCUCCUCUUCCUUCCACACAUUGCCAUUUCUCAGACCUUCAUAUCUUUGGACGGCUUCAUAGUCGCCGGUGACGAUAAAGCCCCAGGCCACUGGCUCUCCCCUUCUGGGGAUUUCGCGUUUGGGUUCUGUCAAAUUGAGAACAGCGACUCUUUCCUGCUAACCACGUGGUUCGAUAAGAUCCCGGAGAAGACCAUUGUUUGGCAUGCCAAGGGAAGCCAUCCUGUUCCCACGGGAUCAAGAUUGGUGGUCACCUCCGGCCGUGGGCUGGUCCUAAACGACCCCAAGGGAGGUUUCUUGUGGAGCACCGAAACUGUAGUGAGCAGAGUCACCCAUGGGUUCUUUGAGGAUUCUGGGAACUUUGGCCUCAAGGACGAGCGCAACGGGACAGCUUGGGAGAGCUUCGAUAGUCCCACAGACACGAUCUUACCCGGUCAGGAAAUCCAGACGAAUGGAGUGGUACUCAUUGCUCAGAGAUCAGGUUCCGACCUUACCGGGGAAGGAAGGUUUCGACUCUAUCUGCAAGACGGAACCGUCCAACUUAGGACCGUGAACUUCCCUAGCACUUAUCAGAAUGAGCCUUACUAUGUGAGCGAUGACUCGAAUGCUUCAACCAAUCCCAGUAAAGGAAUCGGGUUCAACAGUUCGACAGGAUACCUGUAUAUUCUUCAUCAAAAUGGCGAAAAAUCCCCACUGGCUCGGGGGAACAAAGUGGUCUCCAGCAAAGACUACUAUCUGAGAGCGACUCUCGAGUUUGAUGGAGUUUUCAUCCAAUACUCCUAUCCUAAGAAAACAUCAGCACGCGAGAGGAAGUGGUCAGCUAUUUGGUCAGCGCCUGAUAAUAUAUGCAUUACUACCCACGUGCAAUUUGGAAGCGGAAUAUGUGGGUAUAACAGGAUCUGCAAACUCGGAGUCGACAAGAGGCCGAAAUGUGAGUGCCCAAGAGGGUUUUCUCUUCUCAACCAAAGUGAUGAGUAUACAGGCUGCAUACCCAAUUUUUCCCAGGGCUGCAGAGUCGGUGACCCGAGCUCAUCACAGGAUGAGUUUGUGCUUGAUGAAGUGGUGAACAUUAAUUGGCCAACUUCGGACUAUGAGCGUCUGCAGCCUUUUGGUGAGGAUGACUGCAAGGACUCAUGCUUAAGGGACUGUAUGUGUGCUGUUGCAAUAUUUGGAGGCGACACGUGUUGGAAGAAGAAGCUGCCUCUGUCAAAUGGAAGGUAUGAAAUCAAUCCCAACAGUAAGGCCUUCGUUAAGAUGAGGAAGUAUGGUUCUGAAACUCAGAGUCCAGGCUCUCCCAGCUCAGGUUCGAACAAAGACAAUGCUCUGAUAAUUGCAGGGUCGGUUCUUCUAGGAAGUUCGGUGUUUCUGAACUUCAUGCUGAUGGCUGCGGUUGGGCUUGGUUUCUUUCUGAUAUACCAGAAGAAAUUGAGCAGAAUUUUUGUGGAUGAGAGUGGUUUGGAUGUAAACAUUCGAUGCUUUACGUACAGAGAGCUUGAAGAUGCCACAAAUGGUUUCAAGGAAGAACUUGGGAGGGGAUCAUUCGGAAUAGUCUAUAGGGGUGAUAUUGAGGCGGGCAAUGGUUCUAAUUCCAGAACCGAAGUCGCAAUCAAGAAAUUAGACCGGCUGUUCCAGGAAAGCGAGAGGGAGUUCAAAACCGAAGUGCUCGUCAUCGGGCAAACACACCACAAGAAUCUUGUCCGACUUCUUGGGUAUUGCAACGAGGGGCAGAACCGUCUUCUGGUCUAUGAGUACCUGAGUAACGGGACCUUGGCUAGCUUCCUCUUUGGCAAUGAGAUGAAGCCUAGUUGGGAACGGAGGGUCCAAAUAGCGUUGGACGUCGGGAAGGGGCUUUUGUACCUUCAUGAAGAAUGCAGCACGCAGAUCAUCCAUUGCGACAUAAAGCCUCAGAACAUCCUGCUUGAUGAGAACUAUGGCGCCCGAAUUUCAGAUUUCGGGCUUGCCAAGCUCUUAUUAUUAAGCCAAACCCACACGAACACUGCCAUAAGAGGAACUCGAGGCUAUGUUGCUCCCGAGUGGUUCAGGAACUCGCCCAUCACCGUAAAAGUUGAUGUGUACAGCUUUGGCGUUCUCCUACUCGAGAUUAUUUGCUGCAGGAGGAGCGUGGAUAUUGAGAUUGGAGGGGAAGAUAAAGUGAUCUUGGCUGAUUGGGCCUACGAUUGCUAUAGAGAGAAGAUGAUCGAUGCUCUCGUGGAGAACGAUGAGGAGGCAUUAAGUGAUUUCAAGAGGCUCGAGAGGUUCGUGAUGGUGGCGAUCUGGUGCAUCCAGGAAGACCCUUCUCUCAGGCCGACUAUGAAGAAGGUCAUGCUGAUGCUAGAAGGGAUAAUUCAAGUCUCUACUCCCCCGUGUCCAUUCCCAUUCAGCACUAUAAGUACAGUGUAGCAUCGGUAUAUAUAUAUAUAUAUAUAUAUAUAUUUUUUUUUUUUUGACGUGCAGCCAUCUCUUAGAAGAUGAAAUCCUGCCAAGCCAGUGACUGUAUUUGUUACUUUUGUUUGAUAAGAGUUAGAUGGAAAACUCAGUUUAGUAUCCUCUUGAAGCAUGGGCGGCUCGAGGGCUGAAAUUUACGGGA
Messenger RNA from Punica granatum (pomegranate), 2619 nucleotides. The record is from RefSeq and is a predicted model, not a curated record. NCBI's taxonomy places the organism in Eukaryota, Viridiplantae, Streptophyta, Magnoliopsida, Myrtales, Lythraceae.